Apis dorsata (giant honeybee) is the source of this 3428-nucleotide messenger RNA. It is a transcript of the gene metro, whose product is annotated as MAGUK p55 subfamily member 7. The transcript is spliced from 12 exons. Lineage: Eukaryota; Metazoa; Arthropoda; Insecta; Hymenoptera; Apidae. The record is from RefSeq and is a predicted model, not a curated record. Gene Ontology annotation, cellular component: plasma membrane; cell-cell junction. Gene Ontology annotation, molecular function: protein binding. The coding region runs from base 726 to 2519 and encodes 597 amino acids.
UAUGAAAAAGAAGUGUAUCAAGAAGGCCAACAAAUGUGAUAUAGAAGCAAUAUAUCGAAAAACAGACUAGAAGUACAUGCUAUUUAUAGAGGGAUGGUGAAUUGGUUAUGCCACCGAAAGGGCAAGGGAGAGGGAGAAAUCUCUAGCUUCGAGAGUGAAGAAACAGUGCUGCCUUUAAAGAUGGCCUCCGACGACAACGUGCCGUGUCGCGUCUAUGCCAAAAAAUGCUCGAAAACCCUUAUCGGACCGUGAAUAUUGGUUAAAUCGAAUUGUACAGUGAUUAUAGAGAUAUUCUAUACAAUUGUUCGGUAACGAUAGGAAAAAAUGUUUGGUGUAUCACAGUGUUUAAUUAACUGAAAAACAAAAAGAUUGACGAGAUGCGAGAUCGGAUCAAUCUAGUGGUAGUCAUUCUACCCCGUUUCGAGUGACAGUAGCUUACGUAACGGAUUAUUCUCGCUAUGAUAACGAUACUCCAGCCACGAAUGCGAAACAAGAAACUGUUUUACCCGGUUAUUCGUGGCGCUGCGCACGAAUCUGCUAGAAAUACGCAUCGCGACUGACCUGAUUAUUCUUUGUCGUUUUGAUAUCGUGCCACGUUACUGUUCGAGUGCAUCCUUUUAGUUUCGAAUCCAGCACGCUGGAAAAUAAUAUUGAAGUUCGUUCUGAUGAAUUAUGACAGCGGCGCUCGUCAUGGAAAAUAUAAAUUGGGAUCCUGCUUUUAAUCAAUGGCAUCACAAAUUAAAAUGUUUCGGCAUUUCGCUUUGUCCAAGCUGUUAAAUUCUCUACAGGAGAACAAGAACGAAAUACCAAGCUGCACCGAAGAGGAAUUCGGAUUCUUAAGCGAGUUGCUACAAUCAAAGGAAUUGAACGCUUUAGUGAAUGUGCAUAAUAAAAUUUUGAACAAUGUCAAAGAUGACAAAUUCUUUCCCGUACUCUCCAAUUCUAUGGAUAUCGACAUCGAAGUUUUGGAUCUAUUAUCCACGAAGACUCACGUCUCGAAGGAUUGCAAAGAACUUUUCCAUUUACUUCAGAAACCACACAUACAGGGCUUGUUAUGUGCCCACGACGCAGUUGCCCAAAAAGAUUACUAUCCUCGAUUGCCGGAAAUUCCAUUGGAAGUGGACGAGGAUGAAGAAACCGUGAAGAUAGUGCAAUUGGUGAAAUCGAACGAACCCUUGUGUGGCGCCGGCGUUGAACCGAUCGUGGGGGCGACCAUUAAAACAUGCGAGGUCACCGGCAAGAUCGUGAUAGCACGAAUAAUGCAUGGCGGCGCGGCCGAUAGAUCCGGCCUCAUUCACGUUGGAGACGAAGUUUGCGAGGUCAACGGCAUCAGCGUUGAAGGAAAGACUCCGAACUGUGUUCUUAAGAUAUUGCAAAAUUCCGAGGGUACGAUUACCUUUAAAAUAGUGCCUGCCGAUAGUAAAGGAGGAAUUCGUGAGAGUAAGGUACGAGUUAGAGCGCAUUUUUCGUACAAAGCUGCUGAAGAUCCGUACAUACCUUGUAAGGAGGCCGGAUUAGAUUUUUCUAAGGGUGAUGUCCUUCACAUCGUCAGUCAGGAUGAUGCUUAUUGGUGGCAAGCUAGACGCGAAGGUGAUCGAAAUAUGAGGGCAGGUUUGAUCCCAAGUAGAGCCUUGCAAGAGAGACGAAUUAUCCUCGAGAGACAACAAAAGGAGAAAACCGACGAUGACAAUAUGAGCUUGUGUUCUGUUCCAGUGCCUUUGCCCGCAUUGUGCCCCCGUCCCACUACCUCUUUACACGCCUCGCCUACAAAGUGCAACUUGCAGGGAGUAAAAACUAAAAAAAUCAUGUAUGACGCUGCAGAGAACGACGAUUUCGACCGGGAAGAAAUACCGACCUACGAAGAGGUCGCAAAACUCUAUCCAAGACCGGGCCUCUACCGACCGGUGGUUCUGAUCGGGCCACCCGGUGUCGGAAGGAACGAGCUCAAGAGGCGGCUUAUGGCCACCGACCCCGAUAAGUACAAGACACCUGUCCCUUAUACGUCGAGACAACCGAGACCAGGCGAAAUCAACGGGAAAGAGUAUCACUUCGUUAGCCGUGAAAAGAUGGAGGAGGAGAUCGAGGCUGGCAAGUUUAUAGAAUACGGGGAGUAUAAAGGGAACUUGUACGGUACCAGUUCUGAAAGCGUGAGCUCGUUGAUAAACGCCGGAUACGUUUGUCUAUUGAAUCCUCAUUACCAAGCAUUGAAGAUGCUUCGAACUCCGCAGACAAAACCGUACGUGAUAUAUAUAAAACCGCCGAGGUUCGAGAUAUUGAAAGAAACUAGGAACGAUGCUAGAGCAAGGUCAACUUUUGACGAGAGUAACUCUCGGGGUUUCACGGACGAAGAAUUUAGUGAAAUUUUGCAUAGCGCUGCAAGGAUCGAAUUUCUGUACACUCAUCUUUUCGACGAAGUAAUCGUAAACGCCGAUCUUCCUAUUGCGUUUGAACAACUGGUGAACGCUGUUCAUCGGGUUGAAUCGGAACCGCUCUGGGUACCUGCUUCGUGGGUUCAAUAAAUUUUGUUUUCGAGUGAAAAGUUCAAGAUUUUUCGGAAAAUUGCAAGUUCGACGGAUGCUUUUCUCUAAAUUAUUCAAGUUGUACUUUUUCAGUAAAGCGCCUGUUUUCCUCAUCUUCUAUAGCAUUUCAAAUCGAUAAGUACUCCCCAAGAAGAAUGUCGAUGCCUUUAUACCUAUAUAUAUAUAUAUAUAUAUAUUUACAUUUUUGACACGUCGAGAAUUACAAAACUCGAUCCGAUUUAUUUUAAACUAUUUUGUUCUUUUCAAUGUGAAACUCGUUCUUCGUUAUGCAGAUACAUAGAUACAUGUAUACUGUACUUGGAUCGAUAAUGUUAAGGAAGUUUGUAUUUUUACCAAUGAUCUCGUUUUUAAGCGUUUAAGUUAACGUUUUAUUCAUCUUUGAGUUUUAAUGUAUCGCGUAUUCGAUGCACAAUAUUAGAAUUUUUACUGCCACGAAUUAAAAAGCAUCUCGUGAUGAAGGAGAAAGCAUUGUUUUCGCGUGUGAAGGAAUUUGAAAGUGUACGUAAAGCACGGGAACCGUGUAAAAAUUCUUACGUAAUUUUUGGGAUCAACGAUUAUAAAUGGUACCUCGUUGAGACGAAUCAUAAAGUUGAUGAAUUGAAAUUUUGAAAUAUUAAAUAAUCGUUAUAUAUACCACUCGUGACCUUUGAUCCCAGUUGUUGAUUGUUGCCAAAUAAGUAUCGUACGUAAAACAUAUGAGAAUCAUCUCACAAUUAUUGUAUUUUCCACCUGAUCAGCAUUGCCACGAUAUUGCUAUUUUUUUCAUAAUUAAAGGGCUGCCAGCAUGAGGAAGAUUUAUGCACGCUAUACUAAUAGCGUUGCAUCAAAUAGUUCAUCCUCGAUGUAAACUCUCUAUGUUAUCGAAAUAUAGUAUUACACUUUGAAAUA